UUGACAGUUGAGGUAGAUCACCGAGAUCAAGGGCAGUUUAUUAGUUAGGGAAUCGGCAUUUGCAAUCAACGACUACCCUCUCUACUAUUCUGCCAUUCUUGACUCAGGAUCUACGAUUCACAUCUUCAACCAACGAAACCGCUUCCUCAAUUUCAGAGAGGCAGAACCAGGGGAUGCCAUCUGGGCAGGAGACAACCAGUUGCCCAUCUUGGGAUAUGGAACUGUCGACAUACUUGUCAAGACCUCCCAGGGCACCAGACGAUAUUUCUUAUUGCACGACGUUGCGUGGUGCAACCGAUUGCAGUGCAACCUCGUCUCCUUUCGCGAACUCCUCACCAGGGGUUACUCCUGGGACACGGAACGCCAGCCAACCGCUGUCAAACGGCCAGACGGUACCGAGCUCUGUGUUGUGCCUGUCAUCCAAGGCCAAUUUGUUAUGGAGUACCGAAUACCGCGAAACAACAAGGCGAUCUUCGCGGCGGUACCACUUAAGUCCUGGAAGCAACGUCUUUCACCACCAGCCACAGCCCUGAGAUGGCAUUUACGGCUCGGACAUCCUGGACCUGACGCACUACGCCAUCUUGUCAAUGCGGCAGUGGGAGUACGCAUGAUCAAUCUCCAAGGCACUCGACGCAAACGGAACCGACGAAAGAAGAGGUCCUCGUCACGAAGAGCUGUGCCAGCCCCUGCAGCUGCGUACUCCGCGGUUCAGACGGCUGGAUCAGAAGAGGCACCUGGCGGCGAUUGCGUGGGACCAAACCAAGAUUGUCCUGCGGAGCUCACUGAGGUUCAAAAGGCGGCUCUAGAUGCUGAGAAACAGCAUGUCCCACCGUCGAAAACCCACUGCGAUGCAUGUGCCAUGGCAAAGGCAACACGCAGCGAGUACCGCAAACCCCGGGACCUCAGCGCAUAUAAGCCAGGAGAAAGGAUCGCCAUCGACUUCCACGACUUCGAAAGAGACGCAGACGGUUUCAAGAGCAUGACGCUCAUCACAUGCCGAGUCUCAGGAUACAUGUGGGACUACUGCAACGUCACAAGAAUGAGCGAUGACAUCCUUUUCGCAAUCACAACCUCUCCCGGGUCCUCAAACGACAAUAUAACGUUGACAUCAAAGUCAUCGAGUGCGACAACGAAGUGUACACUCAUGAAAUCCGCGCAUGGUGUGAUGCACAGGGCAUCAAGCAAGAACCCUCGUCGCACAACACCCAGCAGCAAAACGGAGGCGCCGAGCGCUCGGGGGGUGUGGUGAAGAACACCAUACGCGCAAUGAACCUCCAUGUGUCAUUUCCGACUCAACUCUGGAAGCACAUCGGCGAGACAGCAGUCUAUCUCCUGAAUCGCACGCCGCGCAGAAGGAUUGGUUGGAAGACACCAUACGAAGUGUUUCA
This is a messenger RNA of Parathielavia appendiculata, 1388 nucleotides long. RefSeq lists its product as uncharacterized. The record is from RefSeq and is a predicted model, not a curated record. The coding region runs from base 437 to 1249 and encodes 270 amino acids. The transcript has a single exon. NCBI's taxonomy places the organism in Eukaryota, Fungi, Ascomycota, Sordariomycetes, Sordariales, Chaetomiaceae.